AUGCGAAAUCGGAGAAUCCACUGCUCAUACGAAAAAAAUAGGAGUAGACGUAUUAAAGCUUGUUUUGAGCUCGAAAAGAUUCCAUUGCCUUGCCGGCCGAGUUGGAGGAUCUUACGUCGGAUGUUUCAGAUGAGGACAAGCCCUAAUUUAGCUCGCCAUUUCGGUUUCCACCGCGAUCAGCUUCAAAAUAGUUUUUCCCGCCGACAAUCUGCGCCGGCCGUUCUGCCAGUCAAUUUCACCGGGGAAGGAGACUUGGAUCUUCUAACUAACGCGUUUGUUCUCACGGAUCAGGAGACGGUUGAUUACUACUGGAUGGUUAUGUUUCUUCCGUCCUCGACGCUUUUCGCGGUUUCAGCGGUUUACUUGAUUGCUGCUAAUUUGGGGUGGUCUCAAAGCUCGGUGUUAAAAUUCUACUCCAUACACAGACCACCAGUAUAUGGAAUCAUCGUUGCCUAUACUGCCCCCACACGAAAUGGAUGCUUGAAGGUUGUUGAGAACAAUUACUGUGCUUCUAGAAGAGGCAGUGUUAGAUGUCUAUCCAUACUGAAUCUCGUGUUUUCCAUCAUAUUUGGUCUUCUCGCACUAUUCCUUGGCUCCACUCUGCUCACACUUGGUAGCAACUACUGCUCUUUGCCUCUGUUCUGGUGCUAUGAAAUCGCAUCAUGGGCCUUCGUCAUUUUGCACGGAGGAGCUGCCUUCUUUCUGAGAAGAAAAGCAGCAGUGGUACUAGAUGAGAGGGAGACAGGUGGUAGAAACUUUGGGCUGGAGAUGCUUGAAGCAACCCCAACAGAAGUCACACCAGAAGUGGAGAGACGCUUCACUGAUGGUUUCAAAUCAUGGAUGGGUCCAUCUAUCCUAUCCUCAGACGACGAGGAUGAACUUGAUGAUUAUGUAGAAGUGCCAGACAUAGUGCAUUCGAGCUCUGCUCAUCAAAGACUCUGAUUCCGUCUCCCCUACGGCAUAAAGCUCUAUAUAUUCCCGUGUCGCCUAGUGCAUGGCGUUUUGCACACAUCAAAACCGUUGUAGCACAGUAGAAAAAGGAUGUACAGUACAAAAUUUUACUGAGGAAUCCUCCGUUGCAGCAUGCAUCUUUGAAUUUCUUCCAUUUUCUUUGUAACAUUACUGGUAGUUUUCAUUGUAGUUUUUGGAUUUUGAUUGUACAAAACUCGAUGUACUUGAAAGUUGAAACCCCUCUGUAAUGAGUUUGUAAUGUUACAAAAUGAAGUGAACAUAAAAUUCAAAGACA
Molecule: messenger RNA, 1246 nt
Organism: Salvia splendens (bonfire salvia)
Lineage: Eukaryota; Viridiplantae; Streptophyta; Magnoliopsida; Lamiales; Lamiaceae
Exons: 5
Coding region: 1-942 (313 amino acids)
Source: RefSeq, a predicted model, not a curated record